Molecule: messenger RNA, 582 nt
Organism: Ilex paraguariensis (yerba mate)
Lineage: Eukaryota; Viridiplantae; Streptophyta; Magnoliopsida; Aquifoliales; Aquifoliaceae
Source: the annotation of a GenBank genome assembly
AUGCCCACUCCACCACCACCACCACCACCACUUGUUACCCAACUGUCCACUUCAUGGCUUUCUUCUCCAGCCAAACAGUCACUCCAAGGCAUGCCCUUUAUUCGUUUCUCCUCAUUCNGCCACCGCCACCACCACUUGUUACCCAACUGUCCACUUCAUGGCUUUCUUCUCCAGCCAAACAGUCACUCCAAGGCAUGCCCUUUAUUCGUUUCUCCUCAUUCCCUACCUCAAAACCCAGAACCAGUUCCUUCUGUUACGUCUGCAAAUCAUUUGAACUUGCAGCUUUCUGAGACCGAUGGAACUCUGGCCGAUGCCUUGAUGAUGCAAGAUGAGAAUGAGGAACUAGAAGUAGAAGACGAGGAGGACGAUCCAGUUUUCGUUCUGACUGAUGAAUGGAGGGAAUUCUUCGCCAAAUCGGAAGCUAAAAAGAGAUUAGAUGAGAAUGAGGAACUAGAAGUAGAAGACGAGGAGGACGAUCCAGUUUUCGUUCUGACUGAUGAAUGGAGGGAAUUCUUCGCCAAAUCGGAAGCUAAAAAGAGAUUAGCAAAGCAGGAGGCCAAAAAGAAGGGAAAGAAGAAAUGA